Raphanus sativus (radish) is the source of this 1393-nucleotide messenger RNA. RefSeq names its product putative F-box/kelch-repeat protein At1g27420. The coding region runs from base 118 to 1260 and encodes 380 amino acids. Gene Ontology annotation, molecular function: protein binding. The record is from RefSeq and is a predicted model, not a curated record. Lineage: Eukaryota; Viridiplantae; Streptophyta; Magnoliopsida; Brassicales; Brassicaceae. The transcript has 3 exons.
AAAGUUCGAGUAAGUUUUUAAAGUUUUAAUUGAGUUCAGGUCGUAUUUGGCACUAACCAUUAGUUUAGUUCGGGUUGUAUUUGGCACGAUGCAAAUUAAAAUUGUUCAGGUUGGAAUAUGCACUUUUCGCAUCAACCAUUACUAGUGAUGCAAUUAGCUAUUAAUCGAAAUCGUGAGAGAACAAUUAAAAUGGAGUCAUCGUCACCGUCGUCGUUGAUACCCGGUUUGCCGGACGACGUAGCGGAGCUCUGCCUCUCGCGAAUCCCGCGCUGCGACUUUCGGACCGCCUCUCGGGUCUGCCGGAAAUGGAGGACGUUCCUCAGGAGCGAGCGUUUCUCAGCCGUUCGAAAGCUGACCGGACCGGUGGAGGAGUUCACGUGCGUCCUGAUGGAAGGCCGGUUCGUAAGAGACCGCCGGUUCGUGAAUUACUUGUACGGGGAAGUUUUCGACGCCUCGGGAAACAAUGUGGGACAGAUCCCUCGCGUCCCUGGGCCUUUCAGGAGCCGUUUCGGCGUCGCGGUGCUCGGUGGCGGCGGCGGUAAGAUCGUGAUCAUCGGUGGAUAUGUGGAGGUUGAAGGAUCUCCGAUCGAUGGGAACACCAUCUAUGCUUCGGCGGAUGUUUACGAGUUUGAUCCUGCUACUAACAGCUGGAGAAAUCUAGCGCCCAUGAAAGUACCACGUCACAGCUUUGCGUUUGCUGUAGUGGACGGCCUUUUGUAUGUGAUCCGAGGCCGUUCCUCGGAUGGUAAAAACCUUCUCAGCUCGGAAGUAUACAACCCUGAGACUAACCAGUGGAGCCUCGUGGAUUGUCCUGACCGCCCCGACUUUCGACGUGCCUUCGCGUUCUCCUUCAAGUCCAAACUCUUCGUAGUAGGCGCUAAACCGAGGUUCAUCGAUAUAUAUGACCCCAAAACGGAUACAUGGGAAGAGUUAAGAUCGGGACGAUCUAAAUUGCUGUCGGUCUACUCCUACACUGUUAUUAGGAACAAAGUGUAUUUCUUUGACCAUUACCAGCCGGGACUGGGAGUGAUUGAUCCAGAGAAAAAUUCUUGGAGCUCGGUGUCUGUGCCUAUGGCACCGGGUGCUUACUGGUUCAGACUAGGGGAAUGGAACAAUAAGGUUAUGCUGAUUGCACGGGUCGGGGGAUGUAAUGCCUUAACUGGUGACCUUGAUGAUAAAGCGAACGCGUCCAAGUGGACAGUAGUCACGCAAAUUAAACCAUCUGGUUCUAACGCGACCAUCGUUCUCCUCAACUUCUGAUUUCCCCAUUUGGCUUCUUUCCUUGUGCAAAAUACUUCAGUUUUCGACAAUCUGUUUCAAAGCCUUGACAUCUUUUUUUUUUAAUCAACAAAGCCUUGACAUCAUAAGUAGUUAAAUACAUUUUAUUUGCUCA